This is a messenger RNA of Rhinocladiella mackenziei CBS 650.93, 891 nucleotides long. RefSeq lists its product as uncharacterized. The transcript has 2 exons. The coding region runs from base 1 to 891 and encodes 296 amino acids. NCBI's taxonomy places the organism in Eukaryota, Fungi, Ascomycota, Eurotiomycetes, Chaetothyriales, Herpotrichiellaceae. The record is from RefSeq and is a predicted model, not a curated record.
AUGGCGGGCUUCAGCACCGCCAAUGCGCGGCCUCAGCAGGCCACUAAGCAAAUGUCUUCGCGGUUGCUGAAUAUGAAGUUCAUGCAAAGAGCGGCGGCUUCUACACCCGCAUCUUCGGCGACGCAGACACUCUCCACCGAACCACUCGCAAAGCGCCGACGUAUGGAGAGCGGAAUGUCUUCUCCUGCUGACUCUACCCCUGGAACACCCUCAAAUGAAAUCAACACCCCGGCCGUGGAUGCGCAGAGUACCGGUCUGACUCUCGCGAGAGGCGGGACAAGUACAUUUACUCGUGAGGAAGGGGCAGAUACAGAAUGGAUUCUCGAUUUGCAAAUGACAUUCCCCAGUUGUAUUGGCGCACAGACAGACGGUCAUUCGCAGUCACAGGUCAAUGGCAUCAACGAGUCCACGCCCAGAUCACGCGUUGGUGAAAACAAUGCUGGCGAUAAGGACGAAGCAGGUCAGGACGAAGAAGAUAUAUGGACGAAUCAGCCCCGUGGUCGUCAGAUGUACGGUUCAUUCAAGAAGCGGAAAUCAAGAACUUCGACAGGGACAAAUAAUCGUCAACAGGAUCAAGACGAUUUGAGCUCGGGACCAGGAGAUCCUGACUCUGAUUCCGAAUCAGAUUCAGAUACAUCCAAUUCCCCGGACAGCGAUGUUGGAAGGAAAACGCCCUCGCAGAAACGAAAGCAGAAUUCCUCCAGAGACGUCGACUCGGACGAAGAGAUGCGAAAAGUCCGUAGGGAGAUUGAGAGGAAACAUCGCAAUAUGGCGGGGCUUGGACCUAAAGGGCCAUCGGGUGGUGGCGGUGGAGGCGGAGCCCAAGGUCGAAAACGGAGGAGAGAAGAUGGGAAUUACAAGAAUCAAAAGAAAUCACGAAAGACGAUUUGA